Dimorphilus gyrociliatus is the source of this 2780-nucleotide messenger RNA. The record is from the annotation of a GenBank genome assembly. Lineage: Eukaryota; Metazoa; Annelida; Polychaeta; Dinophilidae.
GUCUGGCGCAACAUGUUUAGACUUGAAAUAAUCUACAUAAAUACAGCAUGAAAAAGGGCUUAGACGAAACUGUACGUAAAAAAUCAAUAAUGGAUAAAACAACAAUUUCAUCAAGAGCAAAAAUUAGUAAAUCUGCAGAAAAGUUCAGAUCUCGCAGUCUUUCAAGUCAUCGUUUUAAACCAAAGAGAUGUAACAAAAGAAGAAAUGAUUUCACUCCAAAUGCACUAUCUCAGUUUAGCGAUGACUUAUCCUGGCCCUUUGGUCUACCUGGAAACAGCUUACCAGUAUCCUUGAAUAAUUCUGUCGAGGCUCAUCAAAACAAACCUAAGAGUGACGACGAAAAAGAUCCCAAUAACCCAAUAAAAACAAGAGUUGAAAUAGAAACCAUUACAGCGCCCUACAACUCAAGAUUACCUACAUCAACGCCCACAAAAAAACGAAAGAAUCCAUCCUCAGUUCAUUCCAAAGGAUAUUUAUCGACAAUAAAACACAUAGAACGUAAGCAACAUAAAAACUCGAACAAAGAAAAUGAUGAGGAUUGCACAUGUUUAGAAGAUUUGCAAGCAACAAAAUGCGAGUCCAACAAUGAACUACCAAGUGAAGGCACUGUCACUGAUCUUUUGAACGGAAAGGAGAAUGUUAUUGACAACGAUAGUCAAAAAGAUUGCAUAGAGGAUGACAUAAAAGAAACUAUACCAAAGGAACAGGCUCCCAAAGAUAAUAAUUUAAACAAUAAUAACGGUUCUGAGUCUGUGGAAAUAAGGAAUACCAACAGAAAAGAUGCAAGGGACCACCGUCCAUAUAUUUAUAGGGAUUACAGAUCAAAAAGCCGAGAGAGUAGGCGCGAUAAAUGCCCUCAUUGUAAACUAUUAAAGGGCGACGCUGGUAAUGGCAUUCCAAAGACUAGAUUUCAUUGCCGUUGUCAGUGUGUUACUAAAGAAGCAAAUUCCUCGGAGAGUAGUGAGGAAAGUAUUGCUGAGAGUGAUGAAGAGGUCGACGAUGAUGAUAAUCAUAGUAACGAAACAGACGACGAUGACGGCGAUUAUGACGACGACGAAGACUGUCAUGAUAAUAACGAUGAUCAUGAUAUCGAACGUCGUCGAGAUAUUGAAAAGAAAAUUCCAUCGUGUUGUUUGCAAACGAUAAAACAAUUAAUGAAUAACAGGGAUUACAGACAUUCUGAUGUGGAAGCUAAAGAAUUACAUCAUCCAACAACACAUCGGAAAGAGAAAAAGAGAAAAUCAAGUGGAAAGUCUAAAAAAAUUUCCAAGAAACCCAGCGUCUCCCCGGACGAAAAGCUAAGUUGGAAUACCCAAUUUAGUCUAGCGCUUUUACCAAUAAAGAAAGAAAAUGCGGACCUAAGGCGGAAGAUAAGACUGUUAGAAGAAAAGAAUACGGAAACUGAAAGAAAUUUGGCAACAGAAUCUGUUAUCAUUAAAAAUAUGAAGGAUUUAGAAGAUAAGUAUUAUAAAAUAAAUAAAGUGAAUCAACAACUAGAGGAUCAAGUUGAGAAGAUGAAAGGCGAAAGACAAACUCUUGUAGAUAUGUUGAAAUCACGUGAUGAUAAUCAUGAAAAGAUUUCUAGGACUUGGCAUUCUGAAAAAACUAGCCUUCUAAAAGAGUUAGAGAUUGAAAGAGUUGCGAGAACAACCCUCGAAAAGAAGUAUGAUAAAGAUGUUAAACAUUACAAGUUUCUUAUCAAGGAAAUUCAACAGAAUUUAUCGAGAUUGCUAUGCGAAUUAGGUCAAGAACCACAAGUUAUUGUAAAUUGUCGUAAAGGCUCAGAGAAAAUUGGACAAGGUUCAACAAGAGGCAGACAAUACGAAUAUUUCGAAAAUGACUCUGCCCACAAUUCUCACGUCUUUAAUUCGAAACCACCAAGCCAUAGUUUAGAGUUUAAAAUGAAUCCUAGCUUUGCCAAUCAAUUUCAAACGCAUGGGAAAAAAUUAAGUAGCGGCGCACAAAGCGCUGUUGAGAAGAUGAAAAGCCUUAUUAAUUCAGCAACUGGAGAUUUCAACUCUAAACCUUUACAAACUAGCUCACCUAGGAGCAAAACGUCUAACCAAGAUUUUUAUCCUAAUCAUUUCGAUGAAAGGUCAGAGAAAACUUCAAUUUGGAAUGAUCAGAAUGCAGAUUUAUAUUACUAUGAUACGAAAAAAAUAACGCUCAACGGCUCUUCCAUAGAUAAGCAGUCUUAUUCAAGAACGUUAUUUGAGAAUGGUGUUAGUGAAACGAAAUACGGUAAAAGAUCUGGUACGAGAAAAAGAUACGGAGAGUUAAAUACUAAUGCUAAUGCUUCUUUGGAUAGUUCAUCAUUAGAUUCGGACGAUACCUUAUUGAAUAUGGACGCAAAAUUGAUUAAUUCCAAAGAGAUUGAAACUAUAAAUGGAGAUGAUACAUCUACAGAAUAUUUCUUUUUACCCGGUUGUAAUUCACCAGCUAAAUUAAAAUCUAAUAAAGACAUUUUAAAAAUGACUGCCGACGACGAAGAAGCAGAUUAUGCAAGAUUGAACGAGGAUAAUAAUCGACCAAUAUCUAAACCCAUUUCAGAGUAUUCCGUUGAAGAAUCGAGACUCAGUGUUAGUGAAUAUUUCAAAAAGUAUGAAAAAACUAGACCUAAAUCGGACCUUGUAAGUUCAGUUAGUGUUGAUACCUAUACAACUGAAAAGAGACAAAAAGACUAUACAAACUUUCAAAAAGGUCUUAGAAGCAUAGACGAAAGUAUUGCUAAAAUUCAAAUGCAUCUUGUCGAAGAUAUAGAAACAUCUUUUAAUAAGUAA